AAAUUGAAACUCAAUGUCGCUACAAAAUUACACUGAUUUACCUCCAGGGUGGGAGGCAAGACGAGACCAAAUCGGUAGGAUUUUUUUUAUAGAUCAUAACAACCGGCGAACUACUUGGGAAGAUCCCCGAAUACUCAGUUUAGAGACAAUUCUGCAGAUACAAUCUGAGAGAGUAAUUUUCAUACCCGAUAUUCCAGGCUUUAGUGGAAACGCAAACUUCACAACUCCAGAAGAACCUACAAAUGCUGUCAAAGAAACUCAUAAUGAGGAAGAGCUCAAAGUAAUCACAAACGAUACGUCUGCCGAUGAAAAUUCAAAGUUGCCAAAUGCAAACGAAGAAAAUUUAAAUCUCGAGAGCCAUCGUAAAUCGGUGGAGGAGAAAAUACUUCCAAUAGUAGAAAAUGAUACCAGUUCUCCAGAACAAGAGAUUGAAAAGGUUUCAGAAGCUAUACAAGAGACAAUGCAAAGCACUUAUCGAAGAAAAACAUUGGCGCUAGGACCCAAUCCUGACUUGAGGCGAGGACCACAAAAAGGUCUUGCCAAGGGACCAAAUCCUGAUUUCAGGUUGAAAUGAAAGUUUCGGGAAAAUGUCAUAAAAAACACAAGUUAAAGGGGAAGUUCUCAUUCAAAGAAAUUUGGUCAGUGGAAGCAUUGUUAGAUUGAAGUGAAUUUUACCGUCCUAAUAAUUGAUUCGAGUCAUUACUGCAUAUUUAUCGACACUUUUACCUGCAUUUUACACAAAGCUGCUUUAUUAGAAAGGUUUUCUUUUUUGGUUGCCAGAAUAUUCUCAUAACCUUGGAAUUAUGCCAACUAUUUAAUCCAAGUGAUAUGAUAGAAAAUUUAUAUUGCGUUU
Coccinella septempunctata (seven-spotted ladybird) is the source of this 853-nucleotide messenger RNA. RefSeq names its product E3 ubiquitin-protein ligase pub1-like. Bases 14 to 574 code for a protein of 186 amino acids. The record is from RefSeq and is a predicted model, not a curated record. Gene Ontology annotation, biological process: hippo signaling; positive regulation of transcription by RNA polymerase II. Lineage: Eukaryota; Metazoa; Arthropoda; Insecta; Coleoptera; Coccinellidae. Gene Ontology annotation, cellular component: nucleus; cytoplasm. Gene Ontology annotation, molecular function: transcription coactivator activity; protein binding. The transcript has 2 exons.